Molecule: messenger RNA, 366 nt
Organism: Zalophus californianus (California sea lion)
Lineage: Eukaryota; Metazoa; Chordata; Mammalia; Carnivora; Otariidae
Product: replication protein A 14 kDa subunit-like
Exons: 1
Coding region: 1-366 (121 amino acids)
Biological process (GO): nucleotide-excision repair; double-strand break repair via homologous recombination; mismatch repair
Cellular component (GO): site of double-strand break; DNA replication factor A complex; nucleus
Molecular function (GO): single-stranded DNA binding; damaged DNA binding
Source: RefSeq, a predicted model, not a curated record
AUGGUGGAUGUCAUGGUGUUGCCUAGGUCGUGCGUCAACACCAGCAUGCUAGCUCAGUUCAUCGAUGUGGCAGUCUGCUUCAUAAGGAGGCUGGAAAAGAUUCAUCCCACUGGAAAAAUGUUUAUACGUUCAGAUGGAGAAGGAAAAAAUGGAACCAUUGGGUUGAUGGAGCCCCUUGAUGAAGAAAUCUCUGGAAUCAUGGAAGUAGCUGGAAGAGUAACGGCCAAGGCAACCAUAAUGUGUAUAUCAUAUAUCCAGUUUAAAGAAGAUAACCAUCGUUUUGAUCUUGGACUUUACAAUGAAGCUGUGAAAAUUACCCAUGAGUUCCCUCAGUUUUUUCCUUUGGGGGUAGAGCAAUAUGAUUGA